AUGAGACAUUGUGCAUUUAAGCCACAAAAUUGGGAUUCGUUUUUUGAGACAUGUCUCUCAAUCAGGAUCCCAUUAAGAGUUACAAGUUUGUUAACAAGGAGCAAGAAGGCACCAAGCAAGGGGAAGGGCAAUGAGACCAAGAAGAAGGCAGCUUCAAACCCAGCAACACUAGCAAAGCCUCCACCCAAACAACCCGGGAGUCUCGUAUACAGGAAAAGGUAUACGGCAAUGAUUCAAGGGCGAGCAGUGAGGAGGACCUUGAAUACAAAGAGGAUGUCAAUUUGGGUUGAUGAUGAGGACCGUGAACACAAAGAGGCUGUCAAUGUGGGUUGA
This is a messenger RNA of Cylindrotheca closterium, 333 nucleotides long. NCBI's taxonomy places the organism in Eukaryota, Bacillariophyta, Bacillariophyceae, Bacillariales, Bacillariaceae. The record is from the annotation of a GenBank genome assembly.